Messenger RNA from Rhagoletis zephyria (snowberry fruit fly), 2648 nucleotides. RefSeq names its product tigger transposable element-derived protein 1-like. Gene Ontology annotation, molecular function: DNA binding. Gene Ontology annotation, cellular component: nucleus. The record is from RefSeq and is a predicted model, not a curated record. Lineage: Eukaryota; Metazoa; Arthropoda; Insecta; Diptera; Tephritidae.
UUUAGCAUUGAAUCAUGUUGUGAACACGUAAAGAUUUCUAAAAUCGAUAGGAAAUCGAUAUAUCCUUCUAAUUGCUAAAAAAUUAUCAGCUGUUUUGUACCAAUUUGUGUGCCUUGGCGUAAACAUUUCCGUAAAUCUUUAGUUUUUUAGCCAACACUCAGAACCAAAAAAAAAAUCUUUAGUUUUUGUAAAAAAAGCGCUUCAAAAAAUUCAACAAAGUGAAUUGUAAACGAAAUCUGCUUCAAUAAAAGUUAGUGCCUGUUAAAAAAUUUAGAAAUAUUUAAUAAUACUGCAAACAGCGAGUUGGCUUCUAAUUAUGUUCAGUCGAAAACGACCAGACGAAUCACAGCAGGCAAAUGGGGACUGUGACUCCAAACGUCGGCGACGUUGUUUAACUAUAGAAGAAAAAAUAAAAUUACUAGAUCGGCUGAAAGCGGGUGAACGACCAAUGGAUUUAAGUAGAGAAUUUGAAAUCAGCGAUAGUACUAUACGUUCUUUAGUGAAUUCUGAGACACAGCUACGCAAGUACGGAGGUCAGUGUACAAAAAAUGGCUGCAGUUCAGCGGCAUAUAUUCCACGAGACGAAGUGCAGGAAAAAAUGGAGCAACAAUUAUAUUCUUGGUAUGAAGAACAAAGACAAAAAAAAGAUAUGCAAAGUAUAACCAACAUAUGUGCCAAGGCAAGAGCUCUGUAUGCACAACUGAAGGAUAAAGACGAAAGAUCAAAAAUAUCACUUAACACCAUUAGCGCUGGUGAAGCUUAUGAACUCCAAUUUGAUGACCGAGAAUUUAAAGCUAGCAAAAGUUGGUUUAUGAAAUUUCGUAAGCGAUUUAAUCUGGAAUUUCGCUCUGUUUACAAAACAGAACCGCUUGACCCGGCAGCAGCCGAUAUGUACCCAUCUACAUUUGCUAAGCUUGUCGAAACUGGUGGUUAUCAGCCACAUCAAGUAUUCACCGCUUUUGAGCUCUCCUUCGCCUGGAAACGUAUGCCCAGCAGCACUUUUGUUGCUAAAAUGGAUAAAUCACGCGAAAAAAUCCGCAAUUAUCGCAUAAGUUUGCUCUUGUGUGGCAAUGCGAAGGGCAAUUUUCAUGUCAAGCCAAUGUUGAUUAAUCGAGCAAGAAAUCCUUAUUGCUUACGCACAGCAAAAUUUAACGAUUUACCUGUUUUUUGGCGCUCACGUUCACGCACGACCCAGAGUGUUCCCAAAGUCACCGCUUCUCAUCUCCACGAUUGGCUGACUCUAUGUUUCACACCAACAGCUCGCAAUUAUUUGAAAGAAAUGGAGAUGCCGCAACGUUGUUUACUUCUACUUGGUUAUGAAAUGCAGCAAUUGGUGUUUCCAACAUACGAUGACUCAUUUUUGCGCGUCGAAUUCCUGCCUGAAAAUACCUCACCAUUGUUGCAGCCGCUUACACAAAGUGUAGUACCACUAUUUCAGUGUAAAUACUUGCGCAGAUUUUACGAACAUUUACUACAUAAUUUAGGAGAGAAGAGCAUAGAAAAUUUGUACAAAGUCUGGCACAAGUAUAGUAUAGCAGACGCAAUUGAAAUUAUUCAUGAGUCUAUAGGAGAUAUCAGUGUUGACUUCUGGAAAGGUGGUUGGAGUCGGCUUUGGCCCAAGGUUAUCAGGGAAUCUAACCGCAACUCUAUAAUAAGUGAAGAAAUUACACACUGUGCUUUUAUUGGCAACCAGUUACCAGGAGAGGGAUUUUUUAAUAUGACCACUGAUGAUAUUAGGCAAUAUUUAAAACUCGACGACAUUAUUCCAUGCGAUGGGGAACAAGAACAGGAAGCAGUAUCAAACCAAGUGAUCAUAGAAAAAUCAAGUCCACAGGUGUUAAAUAUUGUGUCAUCGGAAGAUGUAGAUAAUGAAAGUGAUGAACUUAUCAGCUUGUGUUCAGCGCCAGAUUCGCAUUGUAAUGAGGCAAAUGAUGAUGCUGCGGAAAUGUAUAGCGAUGAUGAAAAUGAAAUAACGAUACAAUUUGACGAAACAGAAGAUGGGGCAAUGAGUGAGAUCGAGCAAACUGACGAAGAAGCAGUUAUUGAGUUUCAUGAAACGGAAGACUUCAAUUUAGAUGAAAUUAGCCAAGGCGCCGAAAGGAAAACAUCUUUGCAAAUAUAUGAUAUACAGAAGCAAAAUCAUAGCAAGGCACGCAUACAGAUAGGAAUAAUAAACAAAGCUUUAAGCUUAACGCAUGAGUUAACAGAUACUAUAAAACAGCUGGAAACACAUGCGAACUUUACAGAUUUUGCCCAAGGUUUAGAGGACUUAAUGCAACCGUAUGCGAACUUAAAGAAGCAACUCCUUCAACCUAGCAUAAAAGACUAUUAUAGUAAAUAGUAUUUGAAUGUUACAUUUUCAGAAAUUAGAUUGCAUUUAGCAUGCGUGAAAAGUUGCUAAUUAGGAUUCAUACGGGACAGGAACUCAUUGAGAAUACUGAGUUGAUGUCUGACUUAAAAUUAAUAUUCUUCAGCACAUAAGAAUAAGCAUGAGUUAUGUAGUUUGUAGUUUUUAGAAAUUUCUAACGCUGGUUAACGUUUUUCGUAUCUCUAUUGCAGUGUGCAUUAAGUUGAUAAGCAUUAUCCCAAUAAACAGAACGAUUAGAAAACAAUUCAAAUUCUAUGGUGUUUCUCAAAGUUAGAAGAAU